Messenger RNA from Salvia hispanica, 3194 nucleotides. Its product is annotated as C2 calcium/lipid-binding plant phosphoribosyltransferase family protein. The record is from RefSeq and is a predicted model, not a curated record. Lineage: Eukaryota; Viridiplantae; Streptophyta; Magnoliopsida; Lamiales; Lamiaceae.
AGCCUAGUAAAGUAGGAAUUGAAUGGGGAUUGGGCAUGAGCACCCAAUAUAAGGCAACAACAGAGCUGCCUAAGCUGCAGCUUUAUUGGCUUACUCACUCACAAAAUCCAACACACAAUUCUCUGUCUGCCCCUCUUCACUCUUCUCUCAUUCCAUUUUCCUCUCUCACUGAGUCUCUGAAAAGCAGAAGCAGCAGACACAGAUAGCUAGCCAUGCACGCCAGCAACGGGAAGGAGAAGCUGGUGGUGGAGGUGGUGGCGGCCCACAACCUGAUGCCGAAAGACGGCCAAGGGUCGUCGUCUCCUUUCGUGGAGGUGGAGUUCGAGAACCAGCGCCUCCGCACUCAGGUGAAGCACAACGACCUCAACCCGGUAUGGAACGAGAAGCUCGUCUUCCACGUCACCGACCUCGCCGACCUCCCCUACCGCACCGUCGACGUCAACGUCUUCAACGCGCGCCGCUCCAACAACACCCGCAACUUCCUCGGAAAAGUCCGCGUCUCCGCCUCCUCCGCCGCCCGGGAGGGCCACGAGUCCGUGCAGCUCCACACGCUCGACAAGCGGAGCCUCUUCUCCCACGUGCGCGGCGAGCUCACCCUCAAGCUCUAUCUCUCCACUAAAGCAGAGGUCAAACCGGUCUCUCCCUCCGCCGGCGGAGGAGGCGCGAUUGUUUCCAACAAAAACAAGAAGAUGCAGCGGAAAGGCGCCAACUUGGUUGUUCCCAAGCAAAUUCUGCCCGGCCCGGGCGCCGUCGUCACUGCCUUUCCCGGCAACGAUUAUUCUUUGAAAGAGACGAGGCCUCAUCUGGGCAGAACGAGCUCCGCCUAUGAUCUGGUGGAGCAAAUGCAGUAUCUCUACGUGAGAGUGGUGAAGGCCAGGGAGCUGGCGGCGGCGGCCGGAGAAGCGGUGGCGGAGGUGAAGCUCGGGAACUACAAGGGGAUCACGAAGAGGGUGUCCUUCUCCGCCAGUCCGGAGUGGAAUCAGGUGUUUGCCUUCUCCAGAGACUGCAUUCAGUCGUCGGCGGUGGAGGUGUUCGUCAAGGAGGGAAACAAGAAAGACGAGUUCUUGGGGCGUGUUUGGUUCGAUCUUUCAGAGGUUCCGAAGCGGGUCCCGCCGGACAGCCAGCUGGCGCCGCAGUGGUAUAGGAUGGAGGAUAAGAAAGGGGAGAAAGUGAAAUCCGGUGAGGUUAUGGUUUCAAUUUGGUUCGGAACUCAAGCUGAUGAGGCCUUUUCAGAGGCGUGGCAUUCCAAGGCGGCUAAUGUCCAUUUUGAUGGUCUGAACUCGAUUAAAUCCAAGGUUUAUUUGUCUCCAAAGCUGUGGUAUUUGAGGAUUGGUGUGAUUGAAGCUCAAGAUGUGGUGUUGGGAGACAAGAUGAGGUAUCCAGAGCUGUAUGUUAAAGUUCAAGUGGGGAAUCAGGUUUUGAAGACGAGAAUUGCAUCUCUUUCGGGUAGGACCUUUUCUAAUCCUUAUUGGGAUGAGGAUUUGAUGUUUGUUGUGGCUGAGCCUUUUGAGGACUACUUGUUGAUCUCGAUUGAGGAUCAUUUGGGUUCCGGCCGCGGCGACGAGGUUGUCGGGAGGAUGGCUCUCCCGGUUUCCAACGUCGAGAGGCGUCUCGACGAGAAAGGUGCAGUAUCGAGGUGGUACAACCUUGACACGCGCGAGGGGAAGGCCGUGGGGUUCGGGUGUCGGGUGCAUUUACGUGCGUCGCUGGAGGGUGGAUACCACGUGCUCGAUGAGGCGACCGUGUACAGCAGCGACGUCCGCCCCACGGCGAAGCAGCUGUGGAAGCCUAGCAUUGGGGUUCUUGAGGUUGGGAUUUUGGGGGCGUCGAAUCUUGUUCCGAUGAAGGUUAAGGAAGGGAAGGGAGGAAUUGCGGAUGCUUAUUGUGUUGCUAAAUAUGGGCAGAAAUGGGUGAGGACUCGGACCGUGGUGGAUAGUUUGAGUCCGAGGUGGAACGAGCAGUACACGUGGGAGGUGUUCGAUCCUUGCACGGUUAUCUCGAUCGGUCUGUUUGAUAAUUCUCGUGUUGCUGGGGCUGGUUCCCGCGACACGAGGAUCGGGAAGGUGCGGAUCCGUCUCUCUACACUGGAGACGGAUCGGGUGUACGCGCACGCGUACCCUCUCAUGAUGCUUCAUCCAUCCGGGGUGAAGAAAAUGGGGGAGUUGCAUUUGGCGGUGAGGUUCACGUGCACGAAUAUGUUGAACGUGCUUCACAUGUACGCCACGCCACUCCUCCCGAGGAUGCACUAUGUGGUGCCGCUGUCGAUGGCGCAGCUGGAAAGCCUGCGCCACCAGGCGAUGGGUGUGGUGGCGGCGAGGCUGGGGCGGGCUGAGCCAGCCCUGGGGAGGGAGGUGGUUGAGUACAUGCUCGACCAUGACUCGAACAUGUGGAGCAUGAGGAAGAGCAAGGCGAACUUCCUCAGGCUCACCAAGGUGGUGGGGUGGAUCGUGGCGACGGGGAGGACAAUGGAGAUGUUGAGAAGCUGGCAGAGGCCGGUGGUGUCUGCUGUGUUUGUGAUGAUGUUUAUGGUGGCGGUGAUGGUCCCGGAGAUCGUAAUGCCAUGCGUGCUGUUGACGAUGGCGGGGGUUGGGAUGUGGCGGUACAGGUUGAGACCGCGACAUCCGCCUUACAUGGAUGCUAGGGUGUCGUACGCAGAGAGCGUGCAUCUGGAUGAACUGGACGAGGAGUUCGACUCGUUCCCGACGAGCCGGAGUCCAGAGUUGGUGCGGAUGAGGUACGAUCGGCUGAGGAGCGUGGCGGGGAGGAUUCAGACUGCGGUGGGGGACUUGGCGACACAGGGAGAGAGGUUUCAGGCGUUGCUGAGCUGGAGGGACCCGAGGGCAACGUUCUUGUUUGUGGUGGUGUGUUUGGUGGCGGCGUUCGGGUUCUACUUGGUGCCGAUUAGGUGGGUGGUGGCGCUGGGCGGAGGAUAUUACCUCCGCCCGCCCAGGUUUAGGAGCCGGCAUCCGUCGAGCGCCAUCAGCUUCUUCAAGAGGCUGCCUUCGAAUGCGGAUGGCAUGUUGUAGGCAUGAGGAUGAAUGAUCAUGAUCUUUGCUGUUAGGUUGUGUUAUGUUGCUUCCUUUUAUACUUAUUUUUUUGCUUUGUAGACCUGUGGAUUAGUUGGAAGGGCUUCUUUUCUCAGUAUCUGGUUGUCUUAUUUUGUUGGUAAUGUAAAGUUGAAUAUUUGGGGUCCU